Vicia faba (fava bean) is the source of this 531-nucleotide messenger RNA. NCBI's taxonomy places the organism in Eukaryota, Viridiplantae, Streptophyta, Magnoliopsida, Fabales, Fabaceae. The record is from the annotation of a GenBank genome assembly.
AUGAGAAAGAAACUAUGGUUUUUUCUCUUCCUUGCUUUCAUGGAAUGUUGUUAUCUUGGCAUGGGUAGGGGAAUAGUGGUGCAAGAGAAAUCUGAUGCAGUGAUUCCGGUACCGGUGGGAACAGUGACAGCACCACCAGAAGGAAACACGACAUUCAUUGAUGGAACAACAUGGUGUGUGGCGCUUGCUGGUGUUUCACAAGCUGACUUACAGAAUGCUCUAGAUUGGGCUUGUGGACUUGGAAUGGCGGAUUGUAAAGCUAUACAGAAAGAUGGACCUUGUUUUCAACCGGACACGCUUGUUUCUCAUGCUUCUUUUGCUUUUAAUAGCUAUUAUCAAACUAAUGGGAAUUCGGAUAUUGCUUGCAAUUUUGGAGGAACAGCUUCGUUGACAAAACAGAACCCUAGUUAUGAAAAUUGUGUCUAUACUUCACCUGGAUCUGUUGGUUCUUCUGCUUCAUUGGGAAAAUACGACCAAAGUUUAGUGUGGUUGAAACUCAUUAUGUUACUGUUUUCAUACUAUUGGGUGUGA